Phaeoacremonium minimum UCRPA7 is the source of this 549-nucleotide messenger RNA. Its product is annotated as putative peptidyl-prolyl cis-trans isomerase h protein. Gene Ontology annotation, biological process: protein peptidyl-prolyl isomerization; protein folding. Gene Ontology annotation, cellular component: intracellular membrane-bounded organelle. The coding region runs from base 1 to 549 and encodes 182 amino acids. The record is from RefSeq and is a predicted model, not a curated record. Gene Ontology annotation, molecular function: peptidyl-prolyl cis-trans isomerase activity. Lineage: Eukaryota; Fungi; Ascomycota; Sordariomycetes; Togniniales; Togniniaceae. The transcript is spliced from 5 exons.
AUGCCGCCCACCAAGCUGCCGGAGAACGGCAACCCACUGGUCUUCUUUGACAUCACAUUAGGCGGCGAGCCCCUCGGCCGGAUCACAUUCGAGCUCUUCAAGGACGUAGUCCCCCGCACGGCCGAGAACUUCCGGCAGUUCUGCACCGGCGAGACCAAGAACAACCAGGGCCGGCCGCAGGGCUACAAGGGCUCGAGGUUUCACCGGAUCAUCCCCAGCUUCAUGUGCCAGGGCGGCGACUUCCUCAACGGCGACGGCACCGGGUCGACGUGCAUCUACGGCACCAAGGCGUUUGCCGACGAGAACUUUGCGCUCAAGCACGACCAGGAGGGCCUCCUGUCCAUGGCUAACGCCGGCCCGAACACGAACGGCUCCCAGUUCUUCAUCACGACGGUGCCCACGCCGUUCCUGGACGGCAAGCACGUCGUCUUCGGCAAGGUCGUCGACGGCAUGGACGUCGUCAAAAAGAUGGAGGCGACCAAGACGGGCCGCCGCGGGCGCGACGUGCCGGACCUGGAUGUGAUUAUUGCCCAGUGCGGUGAGAUGUAG